Molecule: messenger RNA, 549 nt
Organism: Medioppia subpectinata
Lineage: Eukaryota; Metazoa; Arthropoda; Arachnida; Sarcoptiformes; Oppiidae
Source: the annotation of a GenBank genome assembly
CUUCGACUUAAACAACACUUCACUGCCAAACACGACAGCAAUUAUGGGAGCUCUUUGAUGGAUGUGUUCAAAGGGUUAGCACAGGAUGAGGGCAUUUGUAUCGCAUACACAGAAUCCGCUCCGAGUUCUGGAGACGACACCCGUUUCGAUGAUGUGAUCCGAAACCUACAGCCCUAUCGUAACGCACGAGUGGUCGCCUGUUUUUGCGAAGGCAUGACUGUCUUGGCUCUACUCAGAGCGACCAAACGGCUCGGUCUGGCCGGAGAGUUCCUAUGGGUCGGCAGUGACGGCUGGUCUGACAGACCCGAUGUGGUUCAGGGCGUGGAAGAAGAAGCGGUGGGCAGUAUAACAGUGCGAAUAUUCUCUCCAUAUUCUCUGGACUUCGAUGACUACUAUUUCAACUUAAGUGCGGUCAACAAUACGAGGAAUCCCUGGUUUCGCGAGUUCUGGGAAUCGAGGUUUAACUGUAGUCUCCAGAACCUGACCGGCGUUGCCAUCAAACACGCCAGCGGACACGUAUAUCAACGACCAUGCUCAGCUGUAGUUUAG